AUGAAUCAUCACUACAAGCGGAAACAGGGCAGCCAAUCCAAUAGCUGCACUUCUGGACACAACUCCACUAAGCGGCCCUGCAUUGACGAUGCUUCAGCUGAUGCUCAUAAACAAGAUCCUACCGAUGCUGCUCAGCCAAUAUUAAUUUCUAAUUUGGGCAAAGAUAGUGAAGACUUAACAGGUGGACGGGGAACUCAUGGCGGUGGGCUGUCAGCUUCUGAGAGUCAAGAUGAUACUGCCCGUGAAUUCGAUACGUGUUUUGGAAUGAUCCACGUACAAACGAGCCAUCUAAGGUUAUCAGCGCUAUUGGAUAGCUACAAUACGACUGGUGAAGUGGUACUGAGGGUUGAUGACGACAUUAUCACCAUAAGAAAUGUGACAUCCCUGAAGUAUGGGGGGCUUUUAGGUCGCAAUACUCUAUGUUCCAAAACGCUCAAAAAGCUCUACCAUCAGCACGGGGCAAGCUUCGAAGCUUAUCUGCUACCAAAAGAGACCAAGAGCAGGAAGAUUGCUGCUUACGAACUUUAUGUGAUUUUGUAUGGUAUGCAAUCGCAAAGCGACUGCUUCAGCAAAUUGCUGGAUUCAGCUGGUCUAUUCCUCCAACAUCCACAUUUCCAAGAUUUAUCUGCUCCGUACUGGAAUCCACAUUACCUUCGCAAUCCAAAUACGCAGACAGACUUCGGUGAAGAGAUCAGCUCUGCAUUUAGCAACACGGUUCCUUCAAAAGCGUCCAAAGUGCUCGAUGAUUCGGACCCUCACAAGAACCAACUUUUAGAGGUUAUUGAUUCCGCACAGGGGCCUGAAAGCUUCUCAUCGGCAACUUCAAGUCCGCGUUUGAGGACAGUUCUUAAAAAGCAUCAGUUAAAGGCACUGUCGAUGAUGAGGGAGAAGGAGAGCGGGAGGUUAGAGCAGAACGAAUUCGGUUCUGUGUGGACCACUAUGAAGUCGAAAAAAGGCGAUAUCAGGUACAAGAAUCUCGUGACUGGAUCAGUCCAAGUAAACAAACCCCAGAUUUGUCGUGGAGGGGUCCUUGCAGAUGACAUGGGGUUGGGGAAAACUCUAUCUGCCAUUGCGUUGAUUGCAUCGUCGCUAGACACCAUGCCAAAGGUUCCUAACGACGGACUCAAUAAUCGAUCGACUUUGAUUAUCUGCACUCCAAUCCUUUUGCAAGAGUGGGAGAAACAGAUCUCACAGCAUGUCCAUCCCGGUCAAAUGUCAUACAAGAUAUUUCACGGCACUUCAAAAGAAAACGCGUCAACACUGUGCAGGUACGAUGUGGUCCUGACCACAUAUGACACAGUAGUCUCGGAGGCGUCUAAAUCUUGUAAAUUUCCAGAGGUGACGACAAUCCACUCCAUGGAAUGGUAUCGCAUUGUGCUUGAUGAAGCCCAUAACAUUCGAAAUCGCCGAACAAAACGGUACAGAGAAAUUUCCACGUUGAGGGCCCAAUAUCGCUGGUGCUUGACAGGCACCCCGAUUUACAACGUACUGGAAGAUUUCGGGUCUUUGGUAGGCUUUCUAGGCGUGUAUCCAUUCGAAAAGGCAGCAACCUUCAACUCGCGCAUAAGCAUACCAGUCAAGAAUCGCACUACCCAAGGACUCGAAACUCUCCAGAAAUUAGUUCAAGGCGUGUGCCUAAGGAGAACUAAGGAUGCCAUCAGCCAUGACCUGCAACUUCCAAAUUUCCACAAAGCGCUUUGUCGAGUUGAGCUAAGCACAACAGAGCGCCAAGACUAUGAGGCACUCAAGAAAAGCUACGCCGCCAUUCUGAGCACUGGUACUGAUGCCAAAACGGCAGUAGGCUCGACCACGAGGAUCUUUCUUACUAUGCUACGAUUGCGACAAUUUUGCGAUCAUGGACUGGACAUGUUGCCUGAUGACGUACGAGAGCUUCUCAAGACGUCAGCUGACCCAAAGGCCUACGCGGAGUGCUCCAGCAACCGAAUCGAGUACUGCGCAGCUUGUUAUAAAGGCCUUGGCCAGAAAGCUGAGUACGGAGAUCUAUUCCUUAGGGACUGUGGUCACGUUAUGUGUCUCAGCUGCGAGAAGAAAAAAGUCGAGUCCAACACCAUUGAGCCAGAUGGCGAAUGUAUAGCCUGUGCUACGCAAAUUAAACAACAAAAUAUGGAGUUUCGGGACUACAAACCAUCGUCCAAAGUGCUGGCUUUACUACGCAACUUAAGUGUUGAUCGUGACCAAGCUGUCGUGUUUUCCACAUGGACCUCUAUGCUGGACUUGGUCCAGACCGCUCUACGUAGAGAGGGGUUUGACUUUGUACGGAUAGAUGGCACUAUCGAAAGAUUUCGGUCCAACAAGGAUUGUAACCUUCUGCUCGCCUCCAUCGGCACUGCAGGGGUUGGGCUUGAUUUGACAGUUGCUUCUCGUGUCCAUCUACUGGAACCUCAAUGGACUCCCAUGGCGGAGAAACAAGCCUUUGAUCGCGUGAACAGAAUGGGUCAGACACAAGAUGUUAUCGUAACGCGAUAUAUUGUCAAUAAAACUAUCGAAGAGUAUCUAGUUGAUGUGCAGCAGGCUAAGUCUGCUGUUAUAGGUCAGUUGUUCACAACUCAAGGUGAAGCUGAUGUACAAAGUACAGGAGAGAGACUAGCUAAGUCUUUCGUUAAAAUGCCUUUUAAUAUUUUCUUGUCGUUGGCUGUGGGACUUGUUGGGAUCAACAGUGUGGUUGCCGGUCCAUGCAAGCCUCUGUCCUCUGCAUACUCUCUCUCAUCGAGUGCCACUGAGGUUUCCAUCUCAUCGACCAUUGAUUCUAUUGCUACCGAGGCUUCCACUGCGACUGAAUCUUCAGUGAGUGAGACAGUGACCUCAACCGUCGUCGCUGCAACCACCACCGAUUUAUCGUCAACGCUAUCUACCACCGCAACCUCGGCUGAUGCAACCACACCUCUCACAACCGAAACUUCAGCUGAUACAACUGUGCUCACCGCGACUCUGACUCUGUCAGAGACAACUACAGCAGAGACAACAACUGCUACAUCCGAAGCGACAGCAGGACCUACGGGUUUCUUUAUCGUAGCAGGACCGGGCGCUGCUCUUGGCAAGAAGCUAGAAACGAGCGAAAUUGUUGGCACUCCUAUCAUGUUCAAUGCCAACCGCGGUGAUGCCUGGGAGCCCCGUCGAUUCGUCCUCGACGACAGUACCGGAAGAGUCGAACGAAACGGCAUUUCCCUCUGUGCCAACUUUGGUUAUUAUGAAAAGAACGUAGCAACGAUCACCCUAUGCGACCCCGAAAACUAUUACUAUGGCACGUCAUACUUGACCUGCGGACAAUCGGAUACUCCAGGAAGCACUCUUCGAUGCAGCACGGUGAGGCUAGAUUGUGUUCCGAGAGGACCAUCUGGUCAGGCAUGUACCGAGGUCACCGAACCUGGUGCUGACUGGAACGGACAAUUCUACAUCGAUACUGCGGAGGACGGUGAGAGCUAUCUGGCGGUUGGUGUUGAUAAUUUGGGCGGACGAUAUUCGCCAGUUGACGUAUUUGUCGAUUUCGUCGUAACUGGUGACUAA
Molecule: messenger RNA, 3525 nt
Organism: Fusarium sp. VM40
Lineage: Eukaryota; Fungi; Ascomycota; Sordariomycetes; Hypocreales; Nectriaceae
Source: the annotation of a GenBank genome assembly